AUGCAAACAACGAUUUGCCUCCAUUAUUCGUCGAAAAUCUCUUUAAUUUUCCGAAUUUCGGCUAUGUCAUGUAUAAUUAUCUCUGUGAUAUGCUGCUUAAUGAAUGAUUUGUGGUAUUACUACACUGUUCCAACACUUGGAUUUUUUUCUGCACUUCUUGCUACAUUUUUUCUCCUUUUCACUAUUAUUAUUGGAAUGUGGAAAUUCUCGAAAAAUGAAAUAUUCCUACUGUAUUCAAUGAAAAUAACGAUCGUGAUGAUACCAAUGCUUCUUUCUUUGUUGGCUACGAUAUUUUUUGCUCUUGGCAUACGAGUAUGCAUCAAUUUGUUCAGUGAGACUUGUUUUAUACUCUACAAUUCACCAUCGCUUACCACUGCAAUGAUCUUCGCCGGCUUUUCCUUUUGCGUUUUGUUGAUAGAAUUCAUACUAUUACUCUGUACGAAUGAACCAAAAAUGGUUGAAGGUGGUACCCAAACCGGACCAAUAAACACUCCAAAUUUGGAUUAUGAUAAAACUUCAUCAGCUGUAACUGUAAACCCACAAUUCAAGCAAGCAUUCAUUGCUCGUCGCUCUCCGGUGCAAACAAACUUGUGA
Cercopithifilaria johnstoni is the source of this 594-nucleotide messenger RNA. Lineage: Eukaryota; Metazoa; Nematoda; Chromadorea; Rhabditida; Onchocercidae. The record is from the annotation of a GenBank genome assembly.